Molecule: messenger RNA, 2452 nt
Organism: Amoebophrya sp. A120
Lineage: Eukaryota; Dinophyceae; Syndiniales; Amoebophryaceae
Source: the annotation of a GenBank genome assembly
AGGCACCAUCAACACUACACUUUCAAACAUUAUGGGCGGGGCUGGCCAUUCUUUUUCUUGAAGGUAACGAAACGAACCAAUAAUUUAGAAAAAGAAAAAAUGCGACGUGUGCGUUGGCUGUACUAGAUGUACGGACUCAUAGCGGCAAGCAUCUUAGGUUUUCACGAAAAAGACACAAGAUAACCAACGAUGUCGCUUUCCUCCAAUUUUCCACUCAAACGUGGCACCGACUUUCCGCCGUCCGGUGCUCCUGCAGCCAAACGACUCAAGCAUGAGGGCAAUAGUUCGCAAAAGUCCUGUCAUGUUAUUUUCUGCAUCGAUCAGUCCGGGUCCAUGCGGCAAACCGAUGUAGCCGUCGGAAAGAGUGUUGGAACAACGGGUCAACAAAUUACCCGGUGGAAGGCGGUUUUCAAUUGUGCGCAGGAGUUUGUCGAAGAGCAGGAGAAAGCAGACCGGAACUUGGGCCUUUUCAACAACUCGCCCGGGUCGCUGUACUACUCACUGAUUCUGUGGCAGGAGGAAGCAACAGUUGUGUUUCAGCGACAGGAAUCCGGCGUGGCAACGCGCCUGCGAAAUGCGGCGAGCGCGAACCAACCUCGUGGUGGCACCACGUUCGCGGCCGGGAUUCGGAAAGCCCGAGAAGUCCUCUCAGGGGGGACGAAGCCGCAACAUUUCAACGAGAAAGUGCUGCUGUUGUUUUUGAGCGACGGCCGUCCCGGUGAUUUGCAGGUAACGCCCCCAGCGAUGCAUGCAAGUGCGCCGAAGAUGCAAACCCACCACCGCUCGCACGGGAAAGAAUACCCUUCCGUCGGCACCGAGCUAGCCGAUUUGCAAAACUACGUCGGGGAAGACAAGCUGCAGCUGCAUUUCGUCGGCAUCUACCCGGAGGGGUUUCCCUGGCUGCGAUAUCUCGCGUGGAAAUUCGAUGGCACCUUCCACGAAAGCACUUUGCAAAUGGAUGAGAUAGCCGCGCAGCAGCCAGCGGCUCCGCAACCGUCGGCGCUGUUCACAGCGUCCGCUGCUACGCAGUCCACCGGUAUGCGCUCGACGUUCUUCAACAUCAGUACGGCACUUACGUGCUUCCGCAGUGACGCCCCGAAUCCCGGUCUCGGGCGGGAGCGAGCGGUCCAGCUGGAGGGCAGGAACUCUGCCAGCAGCGCGCGGGCACAGUCCUCGUCUACAUCAAACUCUGAAGCUGGCGAGGGCGAGCAGAAAUUUUCCGACGUGCGGCGAAUGGUGCUAAAGAACGCCGACAGUGAGGAGUUCAAGCCAGUUCCACUGACACAGGAAGUGGCAAAAACGGUGAUUCUUCGCGACAACCCCUUCGCCCAGGGCGGUAUCCGGAACGUGUACAAGAUGCGAGUAGUGCAGCCGAACGGUGGAGCGAUUCACAUGGUAUCAAUUUUUUGUAUGCAGAUGGUGAACUUGAAGAAGAUGAAACAGUUUUCUAUGAAAAAAGAGUUCCACUUCGAUAUCAUCAGGUCGCCAAGGAGUCCAGGCACGAGGGCGAGUACGCCGAACGCCUUCGAUUUCAUGCAGAGACGUCGAAGUGCCAAGGCCGCGCGAUUGUGUUGUCGACCGACUUCAAAAAAGCCCUCCGGACGGCUGCCAUGUUUGGAGGCGCAAGCGCACAGCUGCUGCAGGAACUGCAAAUCCAUUCCAACUUCCAGUUUGUGCCCAUGCACGUUUAUCGGUUGAAGGACAGCAAGGUGAAAGGAGGCUUUCGGUACUUGGCAGCGGAGCCGGAACUCGAAGGCGACUACAGAAAAUACAACGGCAACAACGGAUGGGUGUGCCAGGAAGUAAAAGACCGGGGAGACGCUGCAGGUUUUCAUCGUUUCAGUGUUGCACUUGGUCCUUGUAGUUUGCUCGUUUGGCAUUCCCAUGAACUGUGCUAGCCCCUAGCCCCAGCUAUGAUCAACAUAGAACUCGUCGUUCCGCCCCGUUGUAUUUACUUUUUUUUUUCCUACGACGCGAUCGACUACAAUUUUCACACAGGUUUUGCUGCCCGCUUGGCCCAAGCUUUCUCCCAUUGGACGUCCGUUCACACGAAUGGGACAGAGAUGGUAGUCGACAUCCAAGGAACUCACGAGGGCUUCACCGAUCCGCAGUUGCACUCCCUAGAUGGCAAGUACGGUAGAGCGGACAGAAAAGCCCAAGGCAUGAAAGAAUUUUUCGACUCGCACCGCUGCGGUGAGAUGUGCCGACUCUUGAAAAUUGCAAGGUAGAACGUGGACGAAGCUUGCUGAACAUUUUUUGGCUGCGAUCAUGAGCCGUAUUAUAAUUCCUAUCGAUCCGCAUCGCAUCGAUACUUCCGAUAAUUUUGUACGAUAGAACGUUGGCAGGUAAGAAAAAAGAAAUGACAGUAGACUUGAAGAAAGGUGUGAAGGAAGCAUCAUACAACUGCUACGAUGGUGUCGCAUUGAGCGCCGAACCCUCGAGAAACAUUGGC